Molecule: messenger RNA, 1397 nt
Organism: Ctenopharyngodon idella (grass carp)
Lineage: Eukaryota; Metazoa; Chordata; Actinopteri; Cypriniformes; Xenocyprididae
Product: histone H2B-like
Exons: 1
Coding region: 158-532 (124 amino acids)
Cellular component (GO): nucleosome
Molecular function (GO): DNA binding; structural constituent of chromatin; protein heterodimerization activity
Source: RefSeq, a predicted model, not a curated record
UGUCCAAUGAAAUACGGGUUUAUGGGUUUUGCCUAUGAAAUCAGGCAAUCAGAGGGUUUCCGUAUCUCUUUGAAAAUUAGCAUAGGACAGUGAAUAAAUGCCUCUGUGUCGCUUUUGAGUUUACAUUGAAUUGUCAGUUUGGGAAUCACGCAGCGUCAUGCCUGAACCAGCCAAGUCCGCACCAAAGAAGGGCUCCAAGAAGGCCGUCACGAAGACCGCCGGUAAGGGAGGAAAGAAGCGCAAGAGGUCCAGGAAGGAGAGUUACGCCAUAUACGUCUACAAAGUCCUGAAACAGGUUCAUCCUGACACCGGCAUUUCUUCCAAGGCGAUGGGCAUUAUGAACUCCUUCGUCAACGAUAUCUUUGAGCGCAUCGGCGGUGAGGCGUCUCGACUCGCUCAUUACAACAAGCGUUCCACCAUCACGUCGAGAGAGAUCCAGACCGCCGUGCGUCUGUUGUUGCCCGGUGAGCUGGCCAAACACGCCGUGUCUGAGGGCACCAAGGCCGUCACCAAGUACACCAGUUCCAAAUAAAUAAUCAACUGAGACACUCAGCGACCCAAAGGCUCUUUUAAGAGCCACCCAUCUUCUCGUUUAAAGGAGCUUUUAAUGCUUGUAAGAUGAGGUAGUAGUUCUUGUUGCGUUGGUCCGUUUCAGCAAAAUGCAGUUAAGAACAAUAUCCUGCCGUGAAGCGUUUGUUGAUAUAAAAUAUUCAAUGUAAGGGUACACAUUUUAGCAGUUCAGUAUGAGAAACAAUUGAAAAAUGCAUUAAAUCUAUUCUUUGAAUUAUACAGUCUCUUGACAAGAUUAUUUGUUCAAUGCAUAUUAAUUAUUCGAGCGGUGACUUUCAACUCAUCUCCUUAGAGGCUGGAUGGUAUAAACUUAACCUUAAAUUCUCUCACAUCCAGUUUCUGUGGUAGUGAAACAUCUUUAUGAUUAUGCUUGUCACUAUGCCAAUUUUUUUUUAGAAAUUCUACAAAACCUUACAUACUUACAAUCCUCCAUCUCACAGCAUAACAAAUUAACCCAGACUUCUAACUACGAUAAGUAUAUCCAGUUUUAUCUGCGUAGAUGUACGGUUGAGUCACAUAGUGAUCUAUGCUACUUGAUUGUUUAUAUCGUUGUCUAAUGUGAACUAUCACAGCUUUAAACUGCUCAAUGUGGACGAACAUGACUUGCACACCAGUUUAUACAAAACUCAAAUUUCUAUGUCAGAUUGUAAUAUUUCAGUGAAAUGUUUUUUUUUUUUUCCUCAUGUGUCACAGAGCAACAAAUGUUGUUUAUUUAAACAUUUAUGUAGAGUAAGAGACUAGCAAAACUGAGAGAUCAGAAUUGUUUGUUGAGAAAGUCAAAAUACUAACUGCUCUCGUUCUUUAUUAAAAUAUCUUCUGGUAUGAGA